AUGGCGGCAACAGCAGUGCUCGUGUGACGGGCUGUCUCUUCUAGGAAACUCACUUCUGUUGUCAAAUAAAUAGGUGGUAACUCAAUCAGACAAGAUGCCAGAGCAGAGCUGCUUUAAACAGGUAGAUGAGAAGCAUGUGUCUGCAAAGGUGAAGCACAUGAUAUGGUCCCCAAAGAUGGACCUCAUCUCCCUGGCUAAUGAACAAGGGGAGGUGAUAUUAUACCGAUUGUCCUGGCAGAAAGUCUGGUCCCUACCCCCACCGGCCGAGGGCGUAACUGUGUCAGCGUUGGCAUGGCGACCUGAUGGCAAAGUUGUUGCUGUGGGUUACACCAGCGGUAAAUUGAUCCUGUGUGACGUAGAAAACUCAGAUGUCCUUCAUAGCACGGUGAUUCAAGGGCAGAUAACUCACAUGAGCUGGAUUUCUCACAAUCUACCAGAGGAUGGAGAGGCCUGGUCUAGUAAACCUUACCCAGAGGACACUUCUGAGACAUUUCUCCCCAAACUACAACCGCUCAACAAAAGUUAUGGCACUCUAGCAAAAGAACACAGGUAUGUCCCGUCUUUUUGCUGA
Molecule: messenger RNA, 571 nt
Organism: Liolophura sinensis
Lineage: Eukaryota; Metazoa; Mollusca; Polyplacophora; Chitonida; Chitonidae
Product: anaphase-promoting complex subunit 4-like
Exons: 5
Coding region: 95-571 (158 amino acids)
Biological process (GO): anaphase-promoting complex-dependent catabolic process; protein K11-linked ubiquitination
Cellular component (GO): anaphase-promoting complex; nuclear periphery
Molecular function (GO): protein binding
Source: RefSeq, a predicted model, not a curated record